GGCAAUCAUGAGCACGUUUGGCCGCUUCUUCCGCGUCACGACGUUUGGCGAGUCGCACUGCAAGGGUGUCGGUGCUAUCAUCGAUGGCGUUCCACCUGGCCUUGAGCUGACGGAACAGGACAUCCAACCGCAGCUCACGCGGCGCCGACCAGGACAAAGUUCCCUCACAACCCCGCGCGACGAAAAGGACCUUGUCACCAUUCAAAGCGGAACCGAACAUGGCAUCACGUUGGGUACACCUGUCUCAGUUUUCGUCCCGAACGAGAACGUGCGGCCUCAGGACUACAAAGAAAUGAGCAACGUGCCGCGACCUGGCCACGCGGAUUACACGUACCAAGUCAAGUAUGGCGUGCGUGCGUCAAGUGGUGGCGGUCGCGCGAGCGCCAGAGAGACUAUUGGUCGUGUGGCCGCUGGUGCGAUCGCAGACAAGUGGCUGCGACUCAAGUAUAACACCCAGAUCGUGUCAUGGGUCAGCUCCAUUGGCCACGUGGACAUGCCUCUGCAUGAUCUAAACAACCCAAACGCUGCGUUGUACUCCCGAGAAGAAGUGGAUUCAAUCGGCAGCCUGCGGGUGCUGCUGCGACCCGGCACGACCGAAGCCGACUUCAUCGCAUCGUCCGCGGAUCUCUCGUCCCCAGCUUACGCCGACUUGAAUGGCGAGUUAUACAACCGAGUGGGCGACAAAGUGCCGACCCCGGACGGAUUUGACCUGUCGCAGUGGGGUGCUGCCGGCGACCUCGUGCCGGUUCGCUGUCCUCACAUUCCGUCUGCAUGCGGGAUGGCAACAACGAUUCGCGAGUGCAAGGCAUCGCAUGACUCCAUUGGCGGCGUCGUGACUUGUGUGAUCCGCAACGCUCCUGUCGGUCUGGGCGAGCCCUGCUUUGACAAGAUGCAAGCGAUGCUGGCCCACGCUAUGCUGUCUCUGCCGGCCGUCAAGGGGUUUGAAUACGGCUCUGGAUUUGCCGGGACUCGUAUGCGUGGGUCGCAGCACAACGACCCGUUCUGUGCUGGCUCGUCGGGAUCCCUCGGCGUGUCCAAGAACGAUGCAGGCGGCGUCCUCGGCGGGAUCUCGUCUGGCGCGGACAUCUACUUUCGCAUUGCAGUCAAACCCGUCUCGACCAUCGGACAAGCUCAAUCGACCGUCGACUACGAUGGCCAAGACACAGUGUUGGAAGCCAAAGGGCGCCACGACCCGUGCGUGUUGCCUCGGGUACCGCCUCUCGCGGAAGCCAUGUCGGCGCUCGUGCUGGCGGAUCUCGCAAUGGCCCAGUUGGCACGACAGGGCAGCUCGACCGUCGCCUAGGCAACGCACGCUUGGAUAUAUAUUUCGCCCACCAGCCAGGUCAACCAUGUCGGUCAUGCAUCAACUAGUAGGACGCCUCUGUAAACGCGGAACCCGACCCAGCCUUUCAAAGCGUUCACGUUGUGUGUUUUGAGCCGGAGGCGUGCAACACGUGUGGUCAUUGUGAGCCGGCGCAUGUCUCCUGGGAUCCUCACGCCGCAUCCACGGGCUUGAGCAACAUCGCCAUGAAUUCCACUUUGAACGCUUCCAUGUCAUCGCGCAUGGACUUGUUCCAGGCGGCACUCGACUCGCGCAACGCGUCCAUCGCUUCGUGUGCGUCGUGGCGCUGGGCAGCCAUCGACGACGUCAACUCGGCCAUCGCAGACUCCAGCGCGACUUCCUUGGUCUGGAGGUCGUGGAACGUACGGGCUAUGGACAUGUCCAACUGCUCGAGCUCGACAAGGAGUCCACCACGUUGCUGCAGCGCCAGCGCACUCAGCACUGCUCCUGUCACUGUGUAUAAUGCAAACAGGACACUCGCAAAUGUCAACCAUGUCACCAGCGUACCAACCACCGACUUGACGAUUGAAGGCUGGUUCGGCGCACUUCGAGUUGAGGCAGCUUUGGCAGAGAUGCUCCGCAACGGGUGCUGCAACGAGUCGUCCAAUUGGGCAUGAGGGGUCAGUUUAGCGCUCGAAUCCAAACGCGCGAGAGCAACCUCACGUUGUUCUCGAU
Molecule: messenger RNA, 2017 nt
Organism: Aphanomyces invadans
Lineage: Eukaryota; Oomycota; Saprolegniomycetes; Saprolegniales; Verrucalvaceae
Product: chorismate synthase
Exons: 4
Coding region: 8-1303 (431 amino acids)
Biological process (GO): chorismate biosynthetic process; aromatic amino acid biosynthetic process
Cellular component (GO): cytosol
Molecular function (GO): chorismate synthase activity; FMN binding
Source: RefSeq, a predicted model, not a curated record